Metarhizium brunneum ARSEF 3297 is the source of this 2667-nucleotide messenger RNA. RefSeq names its product Trehalose-phosphatase. Gene Ontology annotation, cellular component: cytosol; alpha,alpha-trehalose-phosphate synthase complex (UDP-forming). The record is from RefSeq and is a predicted model, not a curated record. Gene Ontology annotation, biological process: trehalose biosynthetic process; cellular response to heat; fungal-type cell wall organization. NCBI's taxonomy places the organism in Eukaryota, Fungi, Ascomycota, Sordariomycetes, Hypocreales, Clavicipitaceae. Gene Ontology annotation, molecular function: trehalose-phosphatase activity.
AUGGCGCGCCGUGAAUCUCUCUCAGAGAUUCGCGCCGCCAACCCGGAUUUAGGCCUUAGCGGCAACAUCAUCUCUGUCGCAUUCAACAUCCCCUACUCCUUCACCUACCGCAAGGGAGGCGAUUGGGUCCUGAGACCCCGCCGAGGCCAAUCCGCGCUUUUCGACUCCUUUGCCUACCUUUCUUCCAAUGCCACGCCGUGGAAUCACACUCUUGUGGCCUGGACCGGCGAGAUAGACUCUCCUCAGGAGACGCCUGUUUCUUCCGCCGCAUCCUUUGGGCAGACGCCGAGCAGCAAUCUAUCUGGGCAGACGACCGUGGGCAUCUCCUCCCUGAAUGCUCUCUCAGCUCCUGUUCCAGUUGAUGGUACUACGCGGCUUCCUACGCCACCGCCCCUUGACGGCCUUUGGCUGCCGAAAGCCGACCAAGCCAAACUGGAGUAUGCCCUUUCUCACAGCAAAACCAUUCGGACAGUGCCAGUAUGGCUCUCGGACGAGGCGGACGAUUCCGAGGAUGGCGUCGUGUUGAAGGACCAGUCAAGGUGGCGGCGGUACGCACACCAUGAUCUAUAUUCCUUGUUCCACUACAAACAACACGAACCUACGGAUGGUCGCAAGGAGCGCAUCCAGUGGGCAGAUUAUUAUCGCAUGAACCAGAAAUUUGCGAAUAAAAUCAUUGAAAUCUACAAGCCCGGCGACAUUGUUAUAGUCCACGACUUUUACCUGAUGCUUCUCCCCAGCAUGUUGCGCCAACGGAACCAGAACAUGUACAUAUCAUUCUUCCUACACUCUCCGUUCCCUAGCAGUGAGUUCCUGCGGUGCCUCCCGCGGCGAAAGGAGGUGUUGGAAGGAGUUCUCGGAGCCAACUUGGUAGGGUUCCAGUCGUACAGCUACUCGCGGCAUUUUUUGAGCUGCUGCACCCGCAUUCUUGGGUUUCCCUCUGAUACCCUUGGCAUCGAUGCCUACGGGACUAGGGUUCAGGUAGGCGUCUUUCCUAUAGGCAUUGACGCUGCCAAGGUGGAGACGCACGCGUGGGCUGAUUCCGUGAAUGAGAAAUAUGAUGCUUUGAAGAAGAUGUAUGCUGGGAAAAAGAUCAUUGUUGGCCGUGAUAGGCUCGACAGUGUCCGUGGUGUGGCACAGAAGCUUCAAGCAUUUGAGCGGUUCCUUGAAGUGUACCCUGAGUGGAGAGAAAAGGUGGUUUUGAUCCAGGUCACUUCUCCAACCACGGUAGAGGCCGAAAAGGACGAUGACGAGAGCAAGAUUGCUACAAGAGUGAACGAACUGGUCAUGAAGAUCAACGGGGAGUUUGGCAGCUUGGGAUUCUCUCCUGUGCAGCAUUACCCACAAUACUUGGACCAAGACGAGUACUUUGCUCUACUCAGAGCCGGCGACAUUGGUUUAAUCACUUCUGUCCGAGACGGUAUGAACACGACGAGUUUAGAGUACAUUGUCUGCCAAAGACAGGGCAACGGGCCGCUCAUCCUCUCAGAGUUCAGCGGGACCGCGGGAAGUCUCAGUGACGCAAUUCACAUCAACCCCUGGGACUUGACUGGUGUUGCGGAAAAGAUCAAUAGUGCGCUUACAAUGUCGGAUGGCGAGCGAAGCGGAAUGCAGUCUCGCUUGUACAAGCACGUGACGACAUACAAUGUGCAAGCGUGGAUUAACAAGUUUAUUCGCAAGGUGUACAAUGUGCUGGGCGAAACCAACACGGCCAAUGCGACGCCUCUUCUUGACCGUGCGGUCUUAUUGUCCAAGUACAGAUCGGCGGGCAAACGACUAUUCAUGUUCGAUUACGACGGUACGUUGACGCCAAUCGUCCGAGAGCCCAGCGCGGCGAUUCCGUCUGAACGCAUCAUCCAAUCCCUCAAGCGCCUCGCCGGUGACCCCAAGAAUGCGGUAUGGAUUAUUUCUGGUCGAGACCAGGAGUUCCUCGGGCAGCACCUGGGCCACAUUUCGCAACUUGGAUUUUCGGCCGAACAUGGCAGUUUUAUGAGGGAUCCCGGGUCAGAGGAGUGGAUUAACCUGGCGGAGAAGUUUGACAUGGGAUGGCAGGUCGAGGCUAUGGAGGUGUUUCAGAAAUACACCGACAGAGUCCCUGGGUCAUUCAUCGAGCGGAAGCGAUGCGCACUUACAUGGCACUACAGACUUGCAGAUCCAGAGCAGGGUGUGCACAUGGCGCGAGAAUGCCACAAGGAACUUGAAAGUACGGUGGGCACCAAAUGGGAUGUUGAAGUCAUGCCAGGCAAGGCAAACGUGGAAGUCCGGCCCACCUUCAUCAACAAGGGCGAGAUCGCCAAGCGGCUCAUCGCGACGUAUCACAACCCAGAGCGUGCACCGUCAGAACUCGACCCCAACCCAGGGCGUGUUGAGUUUGCGCUCUGCAUGGGCGACGACUUUACGGACGAGGACAUGUUCCGCAGCUUAAACGGGGCCACUGGCGAGGUGUUGCAUCCAGACCACGUCUUUACUGUGACAGUGGGGGCGAGCACAAAGGUGACGCUGGCCAAGUGGCACCUGCUUGAGCCUGAAGACGUGAUUGAAUGUGUGGCGUUGCUCGCAGGCGUUGGGGAUGCAUCGGCCCUGAAGCAAAUGGGCGAGGUUAACCUGGCUGCGCUGAGCACUGUAGAGGGACAUAUUCCCCCUUCGGAGAAGGCGAGCAUUCUGAACUGA